Molecule: messenger RNA, 1647 nt
Organism: Neoarthrinium moseri
Lineage: Eukaryota; Fungi; Ascomycota; Sordariomycetes; Amphisphaeriales; Apiosporaceae
Exons: 4
Coding region: 1-1647 (548 amino acids)
Molecular function (GO): iron ion binding; oxidoreductase activity, acting on paired donors, with incorporation or reduction of molecular oxygen; monooxygenase activity
Source: RefSeq, a predicted model, not a curated record
AUGGCAGCCACGUCUUCCAUCAACGCCGGGUGGCCCUCUGUAGCCCGCCUGAACCUGGAGCUUGACAAGCUCAAUAUAGCUUCACUCAGUAAUAUCUCGCGACUCAACAUCAAAUCAAUGUCAUCUGCUUUCAGCAACCAAAAUCUGCACGGGUACCUCGGCUCCUUUGGAAGACUUAGUUUCACUGUGUUCAUCUCCCUCGUGGUCUGGUAUAUCUCUACCGGUAUUUACGCUUGGUGGAGGUUACGAAAGUUUUCCGCAGUGCACUGGUUGGCCAACUUCUCCUACCUAUGGUUGGCUAAGACUACGUACAGCGGACGACAAUAUUGGGUUCAUCGCGAGCUACAAAACAAACACAAGUUGGUUCGCAUUGGUCCAAACGAGUUGAUGACCGACGAUCCAGCAAUUCUCCGCAAGAUCAGCGCGGCACGUAGCAACUACGAUCGUGAUUCUUGGUACACCAGCGGUCGUUUUAACCCAUACCAUGAUAACCUCUUCUCCGUGCUACGGUCGGACGUGCACACGCAGUUCAAGUCGCGCACCUCGCAUGCUUAUAGCAGUCGAGAAAUCCCGGACAUGGAAGUCGGUGUGAACCAACAAAUCAAUACCCUCAUUCGUGUGAUGAGAGACCGAUAUGCUCUCGGAAACCAGAACCUGGAGCUUGGAGAGGUUUCAUGCUUCUUCACCAUGGACGUCAUCACCCGUCUGGCAUUUGGUCAAGAGUUCGGCUAUCUAGCUAAGAACACUGACCACUACAGCUUCCCCCAAGGCGUUCGAGAACUUUGGCCGCGCAUGUCUACGUCGGCGGACAUUCCGUGGAUUCGUAAUGUCCUCUUCUCCAAGACUCUUCUGAGGUUCCUUGGUCCCAAGUCGACAGAUAAGGCUGGGUUUGGAGCGCUCAUGGGGGUUGCAGAACAACACGUGGGUAAACGAUUUGCCUCCGGUGCAGCGGAGAAAAAUGAUAUGCUAGGCUCUUUCAUUCAGCAUGGCCUGAGCCAGAAAGAAUGCGAAGUCGAAGGUCUAUUCAUGAUUGUUGCAGGUACCGAGAGUACUGCCUCGACUAUCCGCGCUAUCCUGGUUCACACCAUGACAAGCCCGCGAGUUUAUGCUCGGCUGAAGGGCGAGAUCCAGGCAGCUGUCAAGGAAGGUCGUGCAGCUAAUCCAAUUACAAUUGAACAAGCCAAAAAGCUGCCCUACUUGCAAGCUGUGGUUAACGAGGGUCUCCGCAUCCGUACACCCCUGCUUGGGCUGCUGCCGAAAGUGGUGCCGCCCGGGGGAGAUACAUUCCAUGGCCAACAUGUGCCAGCGGGCACCGCUAUUUGUGCCAACGUAUCCUCCCUUUUACGAUCCAAGGAAAUGUUCGGGCAGGAUGCAGAUAUCUUCCGGCCAGAGCGCUUCCUGGAACUUAAGAGUGACAAGGACCGCAUUGCCAUGGAGCGCAAUGUUGAGAUGGCGUUUGGCUCCGGUCAAUGGCAGUGCGUCGGUAAGACCAUUGCAACGAUGGAACUAUUCAAGUCCGUCUUCGAAAUAUUCCGUAACUUCGAUUUGCAACUGGUGAACCCCACUAAGCCCUGUGAUGUCCUCAGUUACGGCGUGUUUCUAGAGUCAAACCUUUUUGUGAAGGUUACUCCAAGCGCAGUAGGCUAA